Molecule: messenger RNA, 1440 nt
Organism: Macrosiphum euphorbiae (potato aphid)
Lineage: Eukaryota; Metazoa; Arthropoda; Insecta; Hemiptera; Aphididae
Source: the annotation of a GenBank genome assembly
AUGAACAAUUUUAUGGAGGAUCGGCUAGCCGGACAUGGUACAGUCGCGUCAAUCGGCAGUGGCGGGGGCGGGGGUAGUGGUGGUGGAGGCGGUGGCGGAGGAGGUGGCGGAGGCUCGUCACCGUUCAGCCCGCACCACCAUCACCACCAUCACCACCACCGGAACACGACGCCCACCAACGCCGGUUCCAACAUGGGACACCACCAGGACUUCCAGCCGCCGUACUUCCCGCCGCCGUUCCCGCCGGCCCACCAUCACCAUCAGCCGUCCACCGGCAACGCGUCUUCGCCGUCCGCCAUGGACUACAUCAACGACCCGUACUCGCAGACGCUCAACAGCCUGCACCAAAGCGCACAGGCCGCCGCAGCCGCGCACCACUACAAUCAGCUGACCGUUGCCGCGGUGUCCGUCGGCCAGCGGCACGACGCCCUCCGUCGGUCGGACUCAGACUCCAUACACGUGGGCAACAUGCACCCUUCUUUCCCGUACGAGAGCGGUCGUUCCCGAGGUGGCGAGUACGGUUCCGGCGUCGGCGGAGUUCGAGGGCGAGGCGACGUGCUCGUCCAGUCGCACCCGGGCCUGGAGGACUCGUUGGUCCUGCACAACGCCCUGUCCAGCGUGGUGGAAGAAGCUCAGGAACACAACGUGGACGAUAGCAGUUCGUUUAUGAACGACUUGCCGCUACUAAAACGUAUGUCCACUACCCCUUCGGACGUGUUUUGCAGCGUACCCGGACGUCUGUCGUUGCUCAGCUCUACGUCAAAGUACAAAGUAACCGUCGGCGAAGUCCAACGCAGGUUGUCGCCUCCGGAAUGUCUGAACGCCUCUCUAUUGGGUGGCGUGCUCAGAAGAGCAAAAUCCAAAAACGGUGGACGGCUAUUGCGCGAAAAACUCGAAAAAAUCGGCCUAAACCUGCCGGCCGGACGAAGAAAGGCCGCAAACGUAACGCUGCUCACAUCGCUCGUCGAAGGUGAAGCGAUACAUUUGGCCCGAGAUUUUGGGUACGUGUGUGAAACAGAAUUCCCGGCCCGACAAGUGGCGGAAUACCUGAGCAGGCCGCACACGAGUGAUCCGACAGAAUCGUACCGAAGAAAAGAGCUUAUACAUGCCACAAAACAAGUGACCAAAGAGCUGAUGGACCUGCUCAACCAAGACCGUUCGCCGCUUUGUAACACCAGGCCGCAGCACAUUCUCGACCCAAUCAUACAGCGCCCGCUCACACACUUUUCGCUCAUAUCGCACGGAUUCGGCAGUCCCGCGAUCGUCGCCGCCCUCACGGCAAUACAGAACUUCCUCUCGGAAUCUUUGAAGCACUUGGACAAGGUGUACCCGUCCGGCAACAGCCUGUCGUCUCAGCAACAGCAACAGCAGCAGAACAAUCAACUUCAGCAACAGGACCAGAAGCCCAAAGACUUGGUUGGACUGGAGCUGAAGAAGUGA